GAAUCCGGACACAGUAGAUUUUAGUGCGAGUGGGAGAUGUUGAUGUUCAAAUGCUGGAGAGUUUUGGAGGCCAUCGGUGAUACUGUAUUCAGUGGGUGCGAAGUGUGGGCUGCAAGGCCACGGCGGUGAAGUGAGGCGGGCGUCAUCAUUCUCUAACAACAGAAAAUCAAAGCCGGGACUCCUCUGGGAUCAUCCGUGGAGAUGAGCCACCACUUGUUCUAACACUGAAAUGCAGCUCAGGGAAGAAUGUGUCCACAGUGAGUGGGAGGAGAGCCAGCUGUGAGAUCACCACCCACUGCUCAAAAAGUCUCGUUGAAAAAUAAUGCAGUAUGGAAUAGCAGUUAUUUGGAUCACAAUUUAUAAGAAGUGAGAAUCAGACAACUAUGACAGUUGCGGUAGGAAAAAUUUAAAGCAGUAAGACGGGAGGCUCUUCAACCGAGUGGAAUCAACAUUGCCUAAUCGGUGUGCACCAAACAACCGCCAUUGACACUUGCUACCUGCACAAAUCAUUUUGGGAGACAAGACGCAAGGUAGAUACUACUACAUAUGUUUGACGGAACGGCUCCCAACGUUGUUACCCCUGACGCCAUGCCUGAGGCACGGAGGUACAGCAUGCUGGAGCAGGCGAUAGCGAUGGCGGGAGCGCUGUCGGACGAGCCUGACUUCUCCACCUUCGAGAACAAGACGGGCCUGGCGGAGGAUAUGAAAUUCUUGGCCUCAAUGCCUGAAUUGUGUGACGUUACUUUUCUCGUCGGGGAUACGCGGGAGCCGGUGUGCGCCGUAAAGGCCGUACUGGCGGCACGCAGCAGGGUGUUCCACAAGCUGCUCUAUAACUCGUACUCACCGCAGAAGAAGAAGGAACCCAUGAGCCGAGAGAAGAAGAUCAAACUGUUCCUGAAGCGGUCAUCUGAGCCUCUCAUGAACCUGCAAGGACAACAGCAAGGGAGGCAGGGGCGCUCCGGAUACACUCACAAACUGGACACCAUCCCGGAGCCCCAAGGCAAUGUCCACCAAACACUUAUCGUUGAAGAAUUUGAACCAGAUGUCUUCAGGCAAUUGAUUGAAUACAUCCACACUGGAUGUGUAACACUUCAGCCACGUACUUUAUUAGGUUUAAUGAAUGCAGCAGACUACUAUGGGCUGGAUGAGUUGAGGAAAGGUUGUUCAGGAUUUGUGCAAUGUUGUAUCAAUGUGGAUACAGUGUGUGCUUUGCUAGCCUCUGCAGAACGUUACAUCCAGUACAAGUGUACAAAGUCCAUGGUGCAGAAGGUGCUGGAAUUCGUUGAUGAACACGGCAACGAAGUCCUCAAUCUGGGUUCAUUCACUUUACUGCCACAGCACGUAGUGAGGCUCAUCAUGGCAAGGGAGGAAUUGCGAGCCGACGAGUUCACCAAGUUUCAGGCGGGUCUCAUGUGGUCAAAAAAACAUUGCGACAAUCAACCCAACACCGACCUCAAGGAGGUUAUCGGCAAUUUCCUAGAAUUCAUCCAAUUCUACAAAAUACCAGCUAACAUCCUCAUGAAAGAGAUCCACCCACUUGGCCUUGUUCCCUACCAUAUCAUCAUGAAUGCACUGGCAUAUCAGGCAGACCCAAGCAGCGUGGACCCAGCAAAGCUCUCCCCCAACAGGAGACGCCCCCAGGACAACUCAAUGUCGGUGCAAAGUUCCCUCGACCCACUUGGCUCCAGUACCACGCUCUCAUCUUCUGCAUCCUCCGAGAUGGAAUCUGGGAGGCACUCGUCUGAAGGAGCUACUGGUGCAGGAUGCAUGUCCCACAGUCACGUCCGGGAAAUGUAAGAAACAUCCAGAGGAAUGUGACCUAAAAAGCCUCUAAAGCAUUUGGCCUUAACCCUAAGUGGCCCCUUAUAUUUCGCAACAUAACAACUCAACCAAGAAUCUGAAGAGAGAUAUUUUCAUGAAGUAGCAUUCAGAGUUAGUGAUGACUGUCAUAUUUUCUUUCAUAUUUACAUGUAAAGCACAUUGAUGUUUAAGAACUAUAUGAAACCAGAAAGUGAUCAAUAGACUUCAAACAGAUUCUGUUCAAAAUUAAAAUCUUAAAUCAGGUUUAAAUAGUUCCAACAACUCUGUUAACAAUUACAAUUUGUGAGGAUUUAGUUAAUAAUGAUAGAGUAUUUUUAUACAUCAUCAUGACAAAUAGAAAUUAUCUUAACAGGAAUUUUUAGAAAAUCUCUAGGCUUUUGUUACACAGUAUUUUCCACUCUUGAUACAGAUGGAAGAAGCCGUGCCCUAUUCACUUAUGACUGACUCCAUAUCAUGAAAACUACCUGUAUAAUGCAAUGUCACAGGUAAUGAUAUAUUCAUUUCCACUUCAUUGAAUGCUUUAAGCUACAAAUUAGAUUACCAGGCAGAAUGAAUUUGAAAUCAUGGUUUUCCUACAAUAUAACAAAUAAGAAGCAGAACAAAAAAAUUCAUACCAAAAGGUGAUGGAACCCAGUGACUGCAGCUCACUGCCAUUCUCCACUAGUUACCAAUUAUCUAUAAUUAUAUCUAACGAUGUUUUCUGUCAUUAUGUGUAAGCUGGGAGACAUUCUGGUGAGUGAUAAGGUCAAGUACUUCUCAGAGUUUAUCAGUUCUUUUAUUUUACUUUGCUUCAGUCACAGGUUCGUAUACUUGUAUUAUUCUCUUCAUUUGUGUUCAUUUUAGGAAGUAGUACUACACAUAUGACGCUUAAUUAUGUUUUUGCUUAAUAAAAUUGAUAAGUUCAGUAAAA
Molecule: messenger RNA, 2731 nt
Organism: Portunus trituberculatus (swimming crab)
Lineage: Eukaryota; Metazoa; Arthropoda; Malacostraca; Decapoda; Portunidae
Gene: gprs
Product: serine-enriched protein-like
Exons: 10
Coding region: 547-1797 (416 amino acids)
Molecular function (GO): protein binding
Source: RefSeq, a predicted model, not a curated record